This is a messenger RNA of Eimeria tenella, 2124 nucleotides long. RefSeq lists its product as uncharacterized. NCBI's taxonomy places the organism in Eukaryota, Apicomplexa, Conoidasida, Eucoccidiorida, Eimeriidae. Bases 1 to 2124 code for a protein of 707 amino acids. The transcript has 3 exons. The record is from RefSeq and is a predicted model, not a curated record.
AUGCUGCAGCACAAACAAAUCCAGCUGCAGGCCCAGGCCCAGGGCUGGGGGGCCCCAGGCAGCAGGGGGGCCCCCCGCAGCAGCAGACUGGAAUAUGUGUGGGUGCAGCAGCAGCAGCAGCAGCAGCAGCAGGGAAACGUGGCAGCAGCAGCAAGCAGCAGCAAGCAGCAUCAGCAGCGGCGGCAGCAGCAACAGCAAGCUGGAACAGCAGCAGCAGCAACAGCACGCUGGAACAGCAGCAGCAGCUGCUGUGGCAGCAGCAGCAAACAGCAGCAGCAGCAGCAGCAGCAGCACGCUGCUGCUGCGCUUGCUAGCCCGAGCUCAGCAGCAAAAGGCGGCGACGGCUCGACGCAGCAGCGAGCGCCUCCGUUCUCCUUUCCCUUUUUAAAAGCCCUGGCAGCUUCGAAAGUGGCGCUCUAUCGGCGGCGAAGUUUUUCGCUUCGAUUUAUUCCCACGCGUUCAGCGCUUUGCCGCUUCGCCCCAGUUUUCCACUGGACCCGCAGCACGCAGCAGCAGCAGCAGCAGCAGCGGCAGCAGCAGCAGCAGAAGGGGCAGCAGGAGGAGGAGGAGGAGCAGCAGCAGCAGGAGUGCUGGGGCUGUGCUGGAGCCGUGCAGGCGGUGGCUGCUGCUGCUGCUGCAGCGGCAGUUGCUGCUGCGCCGGAAGACAGCAAGGCAACAGCGGCUGCUGCUGCUGCUGCUAUUGCUGCUGAGAUUCAGCAGCUGGAAGCAGCAAUUGCUGCUGCUUGUCAGCAAAAAGACGCAGCAGAACUCCAAGAUAUCAUCUACGCCCGCAAGGCCCUAGCAACAGACUCCACAGCAGCAGCAGCAACAACAACGGCAGCAAGCCCUCCAGAAGCAACAGAUUCUGCUGAUGUUGCUGCCGCUGCUGCUGCUGCAGCUGCUGCUGCUGACGGACGCCGCCCACUGCCUGUGCGAGCGGCGGCGGAGACAGGAGGCUCAAGGACGAGGCGCGGACGAAACGCCAGCAGCAGCAGCAGCAACAGCAGCAGCAGCAGCAGCAAUAGUAGUCCCGCCAGCAGCAACUGCAGCCCUAGCAACAGGAGCAGCAGCGGCUGCAGCAGCAAGUCAACGAAAUACGUUUCUGGGUGGUGCAGCCCUGCUGCUGCACCCCCGGCAGCAGCAGCAGCAACAGCAGCAACAGCAACAGCAGCAGCAACCGCGGCAACAGCAGACUGUAGCCAGCUGCUGCGGCCCUCUGACUGGAAGUCUCUUUUGGAAACAAGAAGUGUCGGCAGCCGCUCACCUCGCCGCAGCAACAUGAUCAGCAGCAGCAGCAGCAACAACUGCAGCAGCAGCAGCCGCAACAGCAGCAGCAGCAGCAGCAAAGUCGUAGCAGCGCCUGUGUGUCUGGUUAAGAGGGAGCAGCCAAGUUGCAGUGGAGACCUGAAGGAAAUCGGAAAAGAAGCAGCAAACGAGAAAGGCGGCGAUACAAAUGCUGCUGCUGCUGCUACUGCUGCUGUUGCUGUUGCUGCAGGAGACAGAGGCGUCGCCGAGGGCCGUAGCCGCAGCAGCAGCAGCGGCGUCAAUAGAGGCAGAAGCUCGCCUACAGCUGCCCAAGCAGCAAUCCGUACCCGCAGCAGCACAGCAGCAGCAGCAGCAGCAGCAGCAGCAAGGCCUCAGAGCCAAAUGAUCCGCAAAAGGGUGUCGAGUCGCCCGAAGGGGUUAGCAGCAACAGCAGCACCUGCAGCAGCUUCUGCAGGGGAAACAACAGCAACAGCAGCAGCAAAAUCAGCAGCAGUUCCGGCACCCGAAGCAGCGGUAGAGGCAACAGCACCUGCAGCAGCAGCAGCAGCAGCAGCAGCAGAGCCAAAAGACGCGCUGUACUUCGCCAAGGAGUUCCAGAGGGUCACAAAAAUGUACGAAGAGCUUAUGAAAAGCGUCAGUGCGAGUGACCUUUGUUGCAGCGUAGAGCAGCAGCAGCAGCAGCAGCAGCAGCAUGAGGCUCAAGAAGAGCAGCAGCACCAGCACCAGCAGCGUUACCAGUCGCAAGAAGAGCAGCAGCAGCAGCAGCAGCAGCAUGGGGCUCAAGAAGAGCAACAGCAGUGCCAGCAGCAGCUCCCAAGCUCGCCUGUGGUUAGGGGAGCAGCAGGCGGGUCUCUCUAG